Somion occarium is the source of this 1950-nucleotide messenger RNA. Lineage: Eukaryota; Fungi; Basidiomycota; Agaricomycetes; Polyporales; Cerrenaceae. The record is from the annotation of a GenBank genome assembly.
UUUGAAAUUUAAACCUGAAGUUCAUUGAACAUUUCUUGGUAUUGAAUAUUGAAGGUGAAAGAGGAGGCAAUUCAAAAGCACAUGAUGCGUUCGUUGCCUUUGCACCUUCCAAGUUCUGUGCGCGACCGACUUCCACAUCCCAGUCGCACGGCAUUGCGUUGGAUAUUCUAUGGCGUCCUGCUAGGCUUCUCGCUGUCAGUUACUUCGACUUCUCUUGCUUUGUACUUCCAGGACCGGAAGCGCAAACGCAUCGAAAAGCAGUUCGAGCCAAGGCCAAUCGAACUCCGGAGCGAUGAAGUCGUCAACGGAGUUACCGGCUUAAUUGGGAAUACGCCGUUCAUGCGCAUCAACUCUCUGAGCGAUGCGCUCGGCGUUGAGAUUCUUGGGAAAGCAGAGUUCCUCAAUCCGGGAGGAAGCGUAAAAGACCGUGUCGCGCUGCGGAUGAUCGAGGAUGCUGAACGUCAAGGUCUCUUGGUUCCUCACACCGGCUCUCGUAUAUUCGAGGGCACCGUAGGGUCUACUGGCAUUUCGAUAGCCACGAUAGCAAAGGCAAGAGGAUAUGAAGUCACAAUCAUAAUGCCCGACGAUGUUGCAGAAGAAAAGGUGAAGGCACUUCUCGCUUUGGGCGCAGAGGUAGAACGAGUCCGCCCUGCGAGUAUCGUUGACAAGAAACAGUUCGUGAAUCUUGCUCGUGAACGUGCAGCUCACUUCGGCCACACCGCCAACCCUCGUCGAUCAAUGCUUCGAACAUCGUCAUCGUCUGUAGUAGUAACAAGUACUGCGUCUGAAUCCGCCCUAGAAGAAGACCAUCUUAGGACCCAGGACGAGGAGGAGGAACUCCGGACUAAACCUCGAGGGUUCUUUGCCGACCAGUUUGAGAAUCAUAGUAACUUCGAUGCCCAUUACUAUGGUACCGGGCCUGAGAUUUGGAGACAGACAAGUGGACGAGUGGAUGCAUUUGUCUCAGGAGCAGGUACCGGAGGCACAGUAUCCGGUAUUGGACGAUACCUCAAAUCAAUGAAGGACGAUGUCCUGGUCGUGUUAUGUGACCCAGAAGGUAGUGGGCUGUACAACAAGGUCAAGCACGGCGUGAUGUUCGACCGGAAAGAAGCUGAAGGGACAAAGCGAAGACAUCAAGUUGACACAGUAGUGGAGGGAAUUGGUAUCAACCGAUUGACUCAUAACAUGGAACUCGGCCUCCCCGUGAUCAGCGAUGCAUUCCGUGUUACGGAUGCAGAAGCCGUCGCUAUGUCACGAUACCUCGUUCAAAACGACGGUCUCUUCCUGGGCUCAAGCAGUGCUUGUAACCUGGUUGCAUGUAUAAAAUUGGCAAGGAAGAUGGGCUGGAGUGAUGGUCAAAGAAUCGUCACCAUCCUUUGUGACUCUGGAACCAGACACUAUUCCAAGUUCUGGAACGAUGACUACUUGCAUCGCGCAAACGUCCCAAUCGAUAUUCAAAUCAUCAAGGACCUUCUUACAGGUCCAGUAAGCACAGCAACUCCUGCCUAGAUUUAGCGUAAGACGAACAAUGGACAGCUGAAGUGCACGAUAGCUAACGAUGGCGCCGUAGGCGUGUAUAAUACAAUACAGUAUAUGUAAAGACUAUGCAGGAUAUAUGAUGAGUGCGUGAUGGAUGUCCAUGCGAUGAUACAACUACAACAAACAUGGAGCGGGUGAAACAGUAACACAGGGAACAAUCUUAGCCAGGCUGCCAAGGAUUGCUCAACGUAUUCGGUACUGUUGAUAGCGAGGUUGAGGGUGUGAGAGCUGGUGCGGAUAGAUUGGGGAGGAGCGGGGCGUUUGUGAACGGAGGUUUGGGAGAAUUGCGGACAUGAGAAUCUUUGCUUGGGGAUGCACUAAGCGAAGGAGUAGCGGAAACUUGUCGGCUGAAUAUGUGACACUCCGUCAGAAAAAAAAAGUAACUCAGAUGUGAGGGCUAGCAACUCACGC